Molecule: messenger RNA, 1791 nt
Organism: Bactrocera tryoni
Lineage: Eukaryota; Metazoa; Arthropoda; Insecta; Diptera; Tephritidae
Exons: 1
Coding region: 196-1563 (455 amino acids)
Source: RefSeq, a predicted model, not a curated record
UUGUCUAUACCGUACAUUUAAUCCAAUUUUUUACAGAUAUUAAAACUCUCGCGCUCUCUCGCAAUCUCACUCACGCACGCACGCGUUUGUGUUUCUCUGAAUAAAGUGUUUUAAUAUAUUCGUGUUUCUUUUCUAUCAGUUGCCGCCGCAACAUUAUUUUAAUAUUUAUCCACGUGUGCCAUCGCGAAUUAUUGCAUGCCACGCUACAAUUUAAGAAGUCAAAAAACACAUAACGCGAAUCCAUCGAAAAUGCCGAUUUCAAAUGAAGAUUCUUUUAGCGAUAACGAUGGAGACCGCCCAAUGGUCAUGCCAGACAACGCAGUUGCAGAUUUACAAAAACAAAUACGUCAGUUGCAACUAUCUUUGGAAGCCUCCGAAAAGGAGAGGUUAUCUCUGAAACAAACAAUCGCCUCGACAACUGCCGCUGUCGAUACCAAGAUUGCUGAGUCACUUGCCGACUCUUUUCAAGUCAGUGCUGCCGCACCUGUUAAGCCAAUGUAUGCCUAUACAAAUACAGCCGAUAAUUUUGCCUACUCAUUGCCACACAUGAGCUUUGCUAACGCCGCCGUUCUUGCCCCACCGAAUUCUAACGUCAACGCUGCCGACGUAUUUUUCACCCGUUCUAAUGCUUAUACAAAUUCCAACUACAACCCUACAUCAGCCCACCAGCAUAUGCCCAGCUAUAUGCAUCCUAUUACGCCUUAUUUGAAUGUCACCGCAGGUAACUUUUCGCCGAUUGUAAAUUUUGCUGAUAUUAAAUCUACAGCCGCCACAUCUUUAAACAAUACACAUUCGUCACCUAUGCAGAAUAAUAACACAUUAAUGUCGCCAAAUAACCAACAUUUUAUACGCAAACUUCAAGAUUUACCACAGUUUUCAGGCUCACCCGAAGAGUGGCCAAUGUUUAUCGUCGCCUUUAAAGAGACAACCAACAUGUUUGCAUACAGUAAUGUAGAGAACUUACUGCGCUUACAGAAAGCUCUUAAAGGAGAUGCCCGGUCAAAAGUUGAAUCGCUAUUAAUUCACCCUUCAAGUGUGAAUGCGGUGAUAUCUUCGUUACAGUUUCAUUAUGGACGACCUGAGCUACUAAUACGCAGCCAGCUCGCAAAAGUCAGAUCGUUUCCAUCAAUCACAAGUGGAAAAUUGCAUGAAAUCGCUAAUUAUAGUUCAAUGGUAACAAAUUUAGUCGCAUUUUUGGAGAACGCCAGUGCUGCACCUCAUCUUUCAAACCCAACACUUCUUGAUGAAUUGGUAAGUAAACUACCUAUUUAUAAACGGGAAGAAUGGGCACGUCAUACGUUUGCAAUAAACAAACCAUACCCAACAAUAUGUGAAUUUAGUUCAUGGUUACAACAGAUGUCAACAUACGUUGUAAUGGCAACAGAACUGAACACACCACACGUCAGUUUCGAACAACCAGCACGAAAAUGUAAUAGAUCACCAAAAACAGUGCUAUCCAUAUCUGAAGAAAAAUUAAAAUGUAUAUUUUGUAAAGGUAAUCAUCGAUUGUACCAAUGCAUGAAAUUUAAAGAAGUUCAUAACGACAAGCGAUGGGAAUUGUAAAAACAAAUCGCUUGUGUUUUUGUUGUCUUUCUCCAGGUCAUAAUGUUUAUAAUUGUACACGACGUCGUACAUGUGGUAUAGCAUCAUGCCAGAAAUAUCAUAAUAAAUUACUUCAUAAUCAAGUCGUUCAAAAUGCGAACAUUGGCAACUCCGUAUCUGCUGAAUCUGCUGUUGCUACUGUCAGCACUUGUCAGCCAUCCGUAAAUGAAGAGCUACCAUUGAUUAAAA